Molecule: messenger RNA, 4405 nt
Organism: Daphnia pulicaria
Lineage: Eukaryota; Metazoa; Arthropoda; Branchiopoda; Diplostraca; Daphniidae
Exons: 19
Coding region: 982-4236 (1084 amino acids)
Biological process (GO): meiosis I
Source: RefSeq, a predicted model, not a curated record
AGCGUACUAAGCUUUGGCAACGUUACCUUCUCGUUAUCCCCGUCUUAUUAUUAUUAGAGGAACACACAAGUUCAGGGUGGGCCGAAAAAGAUAUUCAGACCGGUCGUCCACCACCUUCGUCGUCGUUGAAAUAACUUUUUUCUUGAAUCAGUUUUUUCCUUUUUUUCUGUUGAUUUUUUUCCUUUUCCAGCGGAGGCCGGAACCCCAACAUUUUUUGUUGUUGCGCGGCAUCUUGUGGCUUUUACGCCUUCCCAUUGUGCCAGGAAGAAAAAGUUUUGCCGGGCAUUCCAAACGACCGAAAAUCUUGUCCAAGCCAAACACACCAUCUUCUACAAACAAGGAUCCUCUAUACUCUCCGGGGCUCCUAAUAACUUUAUCUUUGAUAUUUUAACGUCAAGUGAAACACAAAGACAAAAUGGUCAGAAAUUUAAUUUUUCUCUAAAAAGAAAAGUAGAGAAAGAAAUGGGGGCCGUCCAUAUUUAGGCUCUCUUGUGUAGGGACCGGGGCCGUCGAACAAACUCGCCCAGGUUUAAUUUUAGACGAACAAACUUGGCAUCAUCGAGGCACCGCCCCGUUUUUCUUCUUCUCUGUGUGUCUGCCUGUGGGUGUAUGUACCUUCUCUCCUUACCGCCCACUGUCUCUCGUCACUACACAAUGUGCGGCUCCUGUGCGAAUCAGUAAUUAUUUUUAAAAUCCACAAGCAUUUAGAGUCGUGGCUGAUAUUUUUGUUCCCCCGAUGGAGAAUGUUGAAGGUGGAAUUUUUUCACUGGAAAGAAAUGGCGACCGUUUGAAAUUAGCCGAGGGACACAGUUUUCAGGGUGGAUCCUUUUCCUGGGAGCAGACACACACACAGAGCAAAGACUUAAUUUAGCCUGGGCGAACGAGAUUCAAAAGUUCUUUGGAAACAUUCGCCGCCGUCGUUUUUGAACGAUUGGUGAAGACCUGGACCAGCCGGAGAAAUGGGUGCCUUACCUCAGUGUCAUGCAGCGUCUUGCCCGUCUGAAUUCAUCGGCCGUGGCCCUGGCCAUCAGCCAAAACGCCAAACUGGAAAAUGAGAUGGUGGAACACUUGAGCGAUCACUUGAGCGAGUUUGUCGCGCUGCACGUCGUCGCUCUGCUGGAUCCAAUCGUCAGGAGCGGCGACGCUGAUGGAAUUCUUAUCCGACCCGGCAGACGCCCGAUCCUGAUGCUCCAGUUGGCCCGCCUUCUCCAAAACUCUCAAUGCCAACAGUUGGUCUGCUCCACCCUGGGUUUCGCUCUGAUGCUUUGGAUCAAAGAGGAUUUGCAACAGCCGGAGCACAGCCGACAACCCGACGACAAUGGCCGCUCGAAAACUCAACAGCUGUUGUCAACCACGGCCAACGGUUUGAAACGCAUCAUCCUCCGCAGCCAGCCAGAGAUACAGGUGGCCGCUUUACAGGUGCUGGACGCCUUGCUGCUGAAAUGUCGCCAGCUGACGGACGGCCCUCAGAUGAUGACGGUCUUGAUGGAGCAGCAAGAUUUGGCCGAAUUGAUGUACGACGUCCUUUACGCUAACCAUCUGCCGUUAUUGGAGUUCGCUUUGCGCUGUCUGCAUCACUUGUCCCGCUGUCCGCCCUUUUUCCAGCACCGAUGCGUCAUCCUGGGCGUGGAGCCGCUACUGCGAGUCAUUCCUCACCUGGCCGACAGCAACGCCAGCGCCUUGAGUGGCGGACUGAUCGUCGCCUACGCCGUCCACCUCCUCAGCGACAUGCUCUCCAAGUACGACGGAGAAGAGUCGCUGCUGCAGCGGUGCGUCUCGUCGACGGAUGAGUCGAACGGCGGAUUCCACGUGGCCUGUCACAUCGCCAACAUGGUACUCGAUUCGUGCGCUCUUCAUUUGGAAACGGGCGGCGUUUACCUGGUGGCCGCUCUCCUGGACAGGAAAAAUCUGCCCGUGCCGAUUCCGCUGGAUCGUGUCUCUGAAUUGAUCCGAUCCUGCGUCAAAUCGCUGGCUCCUCCCGACAAAAAGUGGAAGAGCGAAACGGGCAGGAUCCAUCUUCAAGGAUUGAUUCGGAUGCUUUCUUCAGCUACCGGAUUGAUUGUCUACUUGACGGACGACCCUCGCGCUCGUUUGAGCUCCUACGCGUCGGCCAACAGCGCCCAACUAGCGUCCUACCAGGAGUCGCUCGAUAAAUUGAUUGAUCUCAUUGUCGCUACGAUCGACGAGCUCAUUACUGCGUUCCAGCAAGUCGACAAAGAAUAUCUUUGGUCCGAUUUAUUUCUUGUGCUGGUCCAAUUAGCGACGGGAUCCGCCACUGGCGCCGGUUACGUCCAGGCGGCAUUGAAAGCCGGUUUCUUGCUGAGUCGAGUCUACAAUGCCCGGAGAGGAUCGAGCCCGGCGUCGGCUGAAAGGGACUCGGCGGAUGAGCUCCUGACUUGGUUUCUGGCUCGCUCGCUCGACGGAAACCAGGAGCAACCGUCCGCUUUGGCUCCUACCACCAGAAUCCGCCACCACCACUACGCCACCCUCCGCGGUUUGGUCCGCUCCAUUCCAUCCGCCCUGGCGGAAUGGUCCGACUGGAUCACCAACGAUAAGAGGUCGCCGUUUGGAGCCAAGUGCUCCGCCCUCGUCUUGCUCUAUCAGCUGGAAUUAUGCGAGACAUCAAAGGAAGCUCCGUUCGCCGGUGAUCACUCGGAGGCCCUCCUGACGGCCGUUGGUGAUUUGAUGCUGACUCAUUCCCCUUGCGACAUGGACGAUCCCGAUCUUCUCCGCUCCGUCUGGUUCCUCAUUGCCAGGUACAGUGAUGGAUUCCACGAAGCCUCAAAAGCUUUUGUCCAUCUGGUGAAAUGGUUCCAGCCCAAUGGCUCGCUUCUGCUGCCGUGGCUCCGUCGCAUUUACACGCCCCAUCUGUCUCUAAUGCGAUGGGCCUUUGCUCUCAAGGAUAUCGCCUCCUACUUGGGAUCCUACAUGAUCCUCCUCUGGAUCGAUGAAGAUGAUGUCGAUGGUAAAAAGGCCACAACUCUGGUCAACUUGUGCCUGGAAAGAUCCGACGAUGUUUUGCUCCUGAGCGUUUUCGAUUUGGCUUUCCACGAAGAUGCCGGCGUCAGCUGCUGUGUGGCUUCCAUUUUGGAGCGAGUAGCCGCCGGAAGCGAGUCGAUGAGAGUGGCCAUUGGCCGGAUGAUCAAGUACAACAUUCCGCGAUUCCUCCGUCUGACAGACGUCACUGAUGACAAUUACUCUCGAUUGAUAGGAUCUUUACGUCUGCUCUGUCGCCUGUCGUCAUCAAGUCGUCAACGCUACGGGCUACCGGUGGCGGAUGCUGUCAUCUCGGACGAUUCGAUUUCUGCUUGGAGGGAUCCCGCCAUCGUCGCCGCCCUCGUCUCGUUCCUGCCCCGCACCAUUCGCUUUGGCCAGCACCAGGUGAAAUUGGGCGCGAUGGAUCUCUGGUCUUGGAGUUGCCGCUACUUGGAGUCGGUGCUACUCUUGUCUGUAACCGAAACGACUCCAUCCCCUUCAUCUCGUGUGCUCUGCCAAAUUGUGAUGGAAAAUCGAAGUUUCAUCGAAUUUGUCGACGAGAUUUAUCGACGGGAUGAGCUUCCAGUCUGGCGAAACGUGGCCCAAUUGGUGGCGGCCAUGGCCGCUUUCCAUCAUCUCCACCGACUAAAGGUCAUUUCGCCCGUUCGUGUUUCCAUGGCCCGUCUCAGCAGAAAGCUGACGGCUGGAUUAGUCGGGAUGGACGGCGAAGCUGCCGAGUCGCUGGAUGUUAUCCUCCAGCUGCUCGACUGGCUAUUACGCGAUGCUACUCCCGACAACGACGAUCCGGUCACUCCCACGACUACCAACCGACGUCUACUUAUCGAUCCUUCACUGGAAGAUGACGACAGAGACCCAGUGAACCAGCAGCCACACCACCGUUAUUGCAGCCAGGAGAGGAAUGGCUUGCUGGAACACUUGUGGUCCACGCUGGUCAACUGGACGAUGCGCAGUGCCGACGGGUCGACGACCAAGAACCGAAUUUUCGCCUGUCUCUCGCAACUGAUGCGCUCCUGUCAGCGAUCACUUCCGCCCGCCCAGUUCGCCUUGCUGGCUGCCCAGCCCUGGAAUUACAUGGUCGUGGUCGACGCCGUCCGCUCUCCGUCGUCGUCCAGCGUGGAAGCCGUCCAGUUGGCCACGGCAUUGAUCCGCCACUCGAAGCAGACACUCAAAUCUUGCGGAGCUCACCCAUGGUCUACCCAACUGGAAGAGACACUGAGUCGACAUCCGCCUUCACAGUAACAAAAGAAAAACAAAAACUUUUCUUUGAGAGUUUCAAAGAAGAUUAAGAGUGUCGUCAUUGUCACGUUUCAUCACUUGUUUCAUUGCUCAUUCCGCCAGUGUUUCCUCGGGAUUUUAUUCUUUUCUUUUCUUUUGUAGCGCUGGAAAAUAUAUAUUAUACACACACAGA